Molecule: messenger RNA, 2051 nt
Organism: Saprolegnia parasitica CBS 223.65
Lineage: Eukaryota; Oomycota; Saprolegniomycetes; Saprolegniales; Saprolegniaceae
Product: TKL protein kinase
Exons: 8
Coding region: 53-2014 (653 amino acids)
Biological process (GO): protein phosphorylation
Molecular function (GO): ATP binding; protein kinase activity
Source: RefSeq, a predicted model, not a curated record
GUGCCAUCUCGCCGACGCCCGCGCUGCUCGCGCUUAUACGCAGCCUUCUUCCAUGCCCAGCAGCAGCAGCGGCACGCUCUCAACGAGCUGCAUGGCGACUUGCGGCGAAGACUUCCGAGGCCUCUGCGCCUUGUACCUGGGCGAGUCGGCAGCCACCGACUGCCCCUCCGCGUCCACCAUUGCACCCUGCCAGCGGUCGUCGCAGACAACGUACUAUCAAUGCUUCAACGUCACUGGCACAUCGUUGGCGCUCGCACUUGGGAGCGAGCCGAGCUUGCAGAUGCCGGUGGCGAACGUCGGCGCUGUCGGCGCCUUGGAGCUCGGGCCGCUCACGUCUUUGACAUUGCGCGGUCAAGGCAGCUCGCCACGGCCCAUGGCCUUUGCAAACAACUUUCUGACGCGCUCGACCGCACUCACCCAUCUAACGCUCUCGACGCUUGCGGUCCCAGCGUUUCCAUCGAAGCAGCUGCCAACCACGCUGCAGUCGCUAGAGCUGAUCAACUGCAACCUCACGACAUGGCCCGUCGCGGACGCCCUCGUCCAUCUCACCGCCCUCGACCUGAGCGACAACCAGUUUCGCGUUCUGCCCGCGGCCAUAACAUCCGAUCUCCCGCGACUUCGUGCCCUGAACUUGUCGACGAACCCGCUGAGCUUGCAAGAGCUCCAGGCGCCACUGGCAGCGACCUUCUUUGCGCGCCUUGGUACGUUCACGGUCGACGUCCAUCUCUGCAGCAGCAGCCUCGCGACCACCUUUACGAGCGCGUCGGCCCUUGCCGCUGCGGCGUGCACCGCGUCCGACAAGGAUUCAGCGCCGGACGCACCCCGCUCGCUUCUCUCGCCGUCUGUCAUCGCGCUCAUUGCCGUGGCUGGCGUUAUCGCUAUCCUUGGCGUCUUGCUCGUGCUCUGGCGCUGCAAGCGUGGGCCGCGGCCCGGGACGACGCGCAACGUUGAGCGCAGCCAGCGCGUUGCCAACGAUGACGACGACCAAGAUGUGACGUACUUUCCCGGCCCCAAGACGAAAACUGCAUUUAGUCCUGCCACGUCAUCGGUCCGGCCAGCGCUCGUGUCGUCGCUCAAGCGGGUUGUGGAUCCGGCGAUGACGGCCCUGGCCACCAAGUACGCAACCGACAAUCAGCUUGAAAGCCUAUGCCUUCCCAGUUCGUCGGUCAUUAUGACGCGACUCCUCGCACGCUCGAACGACCGCGUCUACGAGGUCUGGCUCGGCACGUUUGAGGACAGCCACGUCGCGAUCAAGAAGCUCGCGCUGCACGUCACCGACGUCGAGGGCUGUGCGUCAGCCCUCUACGACGAGCUCAAGGCGCUCGCGCGCUUGUCGCACCCCAACAUUUUGCGCGUCGUGGGUGUUCUCUUGCCGCCCGCGAGUGUCGCCGGCGUCCUCGCCUACUGCGCCCACGGCGACCUCCAGAGCCUCCUCGGAAGCUCCAGCGUACACGACGACUCGUGGAGCUGGUUUGAGCGCAAGUAUGCACUCGCACUCGACCUUGCGCGGGCCUUGGCGUACCUCCACGCGCAGUCGCCCAGCGUGAUCCAUCGGGACGUGCGCGCGCGCAGUGUCCUUCUCGACAGUCGCUACCGGUGCCAAUUGAGCCAUUUUGGGUCGGCGCGAGUGCGCUCGAUUCUGGAUACGAUGACGCAGAAUGUGGGGACGAUGCAGUGGAUUGCGCCCGAGAUGCUGCGUGGCGAAGACUACUGCGAAGCCAUUGACGUCUACUCGUUCGGAGUCGUGCUCACCGAGCUAGCGACGCACGCAAUUCCCUUCCGUGACUAUGCCCACCAGGAGGACCCGAAGCGCGUGCUGGUGCAAGAGCUCAUGACGGGCCGCGCGGUGCCGAGCUUUGGCGACGACUGCCCCGACGUCGUGUCUCGCAUCGGGCGGCAGUGCCUGCAGCUGGACCCGUCCAAGCGGCCGCCCAUCGCCUCGAUCGUCGAGGCCCUCGAACGCGUCGAGCGCUGUGAGGACGAGCAACACAUUCAUAAUGGCAUUCUGGUCUAACGUAGUAUUAUAAUGAUAUGAAGCAUGAUGGUGGGGA